Molecule: messenger RNA, 633 nt
Organism: Arabis nemorensis
Lineage: Eukaryota; Viridiplantae; Streptophyta; Magnoliopsida; Brassicales; Brassicaceae
Source: the annotation of a GenBank genome assembly
AUGGGAGAUUCCUCGGGUUCAAGAAAUUCAUGGAGUGCCAUUGACUCUGCCAAAAUUGGUUUUCAGCUCCUAAAGAAGCACGGUUGGAAGGAAGGUACUGGUCUGGGAAUCGCCAAACAGGGGAUACUGGUGCCUGUAGAAACGCAAGUGAAACAUAAGACGCUUGGACUUGGAGCAGAAAACUCACAGAGACAAAGGAGAAAGGAAACAGAAAUGUCUCAUGCUACAAUUUCUCAAAACAGUGAAAAAGUGUCAAACGCUACAGGCGAGUCGGCUGGAUCAAGCAGUUCAUGGGCUGCUAUCAGUUCUUCCAACAUUGGGUUUCAGCUCCUAAAGAAGCAAGGCUGGAAGGAAGGCACUGGUCUUGGAAUCGCCGAACAGGGCAUCUUGGUGCCUGUACAGACAGAGCCCAAACAUAACAAACGAGGACUGGGAGCUGUUAAAACAAUUAAGCGAAAAGCUGCAAAACCUCAGGCUACAGAUUCUGGGCACAGCGAAAAGGAUGAGGAAGUACCAAAGAAAACCAAUAAACUUUCCAAGAAAAUGCGGAAGAUGAUCGAGCACGAAAAGCAUUUACAGGAAAAAGAAUUUGAACGUGCCUUCUUUAGAGAGUUCUGGCCUGAUAAUGUAUAA